AUGUCAAACGAACACGAGAUCACCGUAACCUACCAGGAUCGCGUAGCGAUCGUGACCCUCAACCGCCCGGACAAGCUAAACGCCCUCAGCGGAGAUCUGUACUACCUAUUAGCCGAGCGCCUGCGCGAGAUCGACUCGCGAGAUGACAUCUUCAUCACCGUCCUGACCGGCAAAGGUCGCUUUUUCUCUGCUGGCGCCGAUGUGACAAUCACUCGUCCUGGUAAUGGCGAUCUCAGCAGUGGCGUGCGCCGCGAUCUAAUCAAGGGUUUCGUCGCAAACAACACCGACGUCACCCGCACUUUCUACUCCCAUUCUAAGAUCCUCGUUGCCGCUCUGAAUGGGCCUGCAGUUGGUCUUUCCGCUGCGCUUGUCGCCCACGCAGAUUUCAUCUACGCCGCUCCACACACUUUCAUCCUGACCCCGUUCUCCUCGCUCGGUCUUGUCGCCGAGGGGGGAGCUAGUCGGGCCUUCGUCGAGCGGCUCGGUAUUGCCAAGGCCAAUGAGGCGCUCAUUAUGAGUAAGCGGAUUCCCUGUGACGAGCUUGUUGCGGCGGGCUUUGUGAAUAAGAUUAUUACGGCCGACUCUGGGAAUAAAGAGGACUCGGAUGGGUUCUUGAAGAAGGUCCUGGAGGAGGUGGAGGAUCGUCUGGGUACACACUUGAACCAGACUAGUCUGCUGAAGAUCAAGGAGUUGAUUAGGCGACCGGAGAGGGAGCUUUUGGAGCGCCAGAAUGGAAUCGAGGCGUUCAUGGGCCUUGAGCGCUUUUUGCAGGGUUUUCCACAGGAAGAGUUCCGGAAGUUGGCAUCGGGAGAGAAGAGACAUAAGCUUUAA
Messenger RNA from Penicillium paradoxum, 831 nucleotides. Its product is annotated as dodecenoyl-CoA isomerase. Gene Ontology annotation, biological process: fatty acid beta-oxidation. Gene Ontology annotation, cellular component: peroxisomal matrix. The transcript is spliced from 2 exons. The coding region runs from base 1 to 831 and encodes 276 amino acids. Lineage: Eukaryota; Fungi; Ascomycota; Eurotiomycetes; Eurotiales; Aspergillaceae. The record is from RefSeq and is a predicted model, not a curated record.